This is a messenger RNA of Drosophila subpulchrella, 1544 nucleotides long. Its product is annotated as proton-coupled amino acid transporter-like protein CG1139. Gene Ontology annotation, cellular component: vacuolar membrane. NCBI's taxonomy places the organism in Eukaryota, Metazoa, Arthropoda, Insecta, Diptera, Drosophilidae. Gene Ontology annotation, molecular function: amino acid transmembrane transporter activity. Gene Ontology annotation, biological process: amino acid transmembrane transport. Bases 162 to 1517 code for a protein of 451 amino acids. The record is from RefSeq and is a predicted model, not a curated record. The transcript has 9 exons.
AGGCAUUCGGUCGAAUUCCCAAGAUAUCUGGUUAGACCAGGAUUUCGCAAUCGCAAAAAUUAAGAACUUGUCUCCCGGCUGCUUAAUUGCCUGUGAUAAAAGAUUUAUAAACCGGAGUGCUCAAGUAGCUUUAUCAAAUACUCGGUCGCUACUUUAUCGCAAUGAACGACGAUAUAAAAACCGUGACGGUUUACCCAACAACAUUGGAAUUAACGACCCCAACAAAACCAGCGAAUGGCAGUAACGAUGAUUAUGAUCCUCAUCAGCACCGCGAUGUGAAGAAUCCCACGACAAACUGGCAGACCUUUGCCCACUUUCUGAAGGCCUCUGUGGGCACUGGGGUCUUGGCCAUGCCCAGUGCUUUUGCCCAUGCGGGAUAUGUAAAUGGCACCAUUCUCACACUGAUCAUUGGGUCCUUGGCCCUGUAUUGCCUGCAUAUUUUGAUCAAAUGCAUGUACAUCUUGUGCAAACGACAACGAGUUCCUUAUGUCAGCUUCUCACAGGCCAUGAAUCUGGGCCUCAAACAAGGUCCACCCUGGCUGCGUUGUUUGGCCCCCAUUGCCAUACCCUUUGUAGAUGGCUUCCUGGCCUUUUAUCACUUUGGCAUCUGUUGUGUCUAUGUUGUUUUCAUAGCUGAGAGCAUUAAGCAGUUGGUUGAUGAAUAUCUUGUGGUUUGGGAUGUCCGAAUACACAUGUGUAUAAUUAUAGUGCCACUCCUGCUGAUAUACAUGAUCAAGAAUUUACAAUUACUGGCGCCAUUCUCCAGUGCAGCAAAUCUUCUUCUGCUUGUGGGUUUCGGCAUCAUUUUGUACUAUAUAUUUGAGGAGUUACCUCCUUUAAGUGAACGAAAGCCUUUUGUGGCCGUUGCAAAGUUGCCUACAUUCUUUGGCACAGUACUUUUUGCACUGGAAGCUGUAGGUGUGAUUUUAGCAAUUGAAGAAAAUAUGGCCACGCCCAGGGCUUUCGUACGCCCCUGUGGAAUUAUGAAUGGUGGCAUGUCCAUAGUUUUGGGUUUAUACGUACUCCUCGGAUUCUUUGGUUACUGGAAAUAUGGUGAUGAGGCCCUAGGCAGUAUUACACUCAAUAUUCCACAGUCUGAAAUACCCGCCCAGGUGGUAAAGGUAUUCUUUGCUAUCACUACCUGGAUUUCAUAUGCCCUACAGGGUUAUGUUACUGCCCAUAUCCUGUGGGAUAAAUACUUGGUCAAACACUUUAAGGAAUCCAGACAGACAAUUUAUGAACUGAUCUUCAGGGCUAUUUUUGUGCUGCUCACUUUUGGUUGUGCUGUGGCUAUUCCGGAUCUGUCGGUCUUUCUUUCCCUUGUUGGAUCCUUUUGCCUGUCGAUCCUGGGCCUAAUCUUCCCCGCAUUGCUCCAGAUCUGUGUCCAAUACACCGAGGGCUAUGGACCAUUCCGCAUAAAAUUGAUUAUCAACCUGCUGCUUUUGUGCUUUGGAGUUUUUGGCGGGGUUGUGGGCACCUAUGUGAGCAUUGUGGACAUUGUUGAGGUCUACAAAUAAACUUAGAGUUUCAGCUUGCUCAAUAAA